Messenger RNA from Angiostrongylus costaricensis, 729 nucleotides. Lineage: Eukaryota; Metazoa; Nematoda; Chromadorea; Rhabditida; Metastrongylidae. The record is from the annotation of a GenBank genome assembly.
AUGGUCAACUCUUCGCGUACCAUGGGUGCACUGAUUAUUAGAGGCAUAGAAGAAACUGAUGGAGGAAUAUACGGUUGCCAAGCAGAAAACUCUGUGGGAAGAAGUGUUGUACUAGAAACUCAUGUCGUUAUAGUCGAACCACCUACUUUCUUAACUCGUCCUCCACCAGAGCUACGUGUGCCUGAAGGUGCUCCAGUAAAUGUGAACUGUAGAGGGUUUGGUGAUCCACUUCCAAUCGCUUACUGGGUUCACCUAAAGAAAAGCCGUCCUCAAGCAGCUGUAAUUGACCGUGUUGAGUGUGUUGGAGGCGAGUCGAUGAAAAUAUACUGGACACCAGUCUGUUCAACGCUUCCCGCGCCUUCGAACGUCCGAAUUAGUGGUGAAUCCGAGUUGCGAUGGGAUCCAGUAGAACACGCCAGAUCCUACAGGGUCGAAUCGCGGCACGACAAAGCUUCAACAUUCGAGGAAAUAGUAUGUUUUCACGCAGAAAAUGUCUUGAACAGUCAAUGGUAUGGAUUAAAAACCGAUUCCGCUCUUCAAGCCAGUUUUGAGGUUCGUGGUAGCUUAAAGGACGAGGUGGACUAUUGCUUUUCUGAGGAGACGCCAAAUGCUAUUGAUGACAUGUUAAGAGAGAAGUAUUUGUUCGGAGUUCAAAACGUUCCAGUGCAGCUAAUGAACGAUCUUCGAAUAGAACGACUACGCCGAGAAUUCAGACUGUCUCAUUUGUGA